Molecule: messenger RNA, 7264 nt
Organism: Pocillopora damicornis (cauliflower coral)
Lineage: Eukaryota; Metazoa; Cnidaria; Anthozoa; Scleractinia; Pocilloporidae
Product: kinase D-interacting substrate of 220 kDa B
Molecular function (GO): PDZ domain binding; protein kinase regulator activity
Source: RefSeq, a predicted model, not a curated record
CCUGGGUGAAAAAGAAAAUAUAACAAAGGGUGAACUGUAAAUGAAAAUCAAGGAAAGCAAUGAAAGUCGUAUGCAAGAGGAAUUAAUACGCUCUUAUGUCUGCAGGGUGCGAUUUUAAUUAAGACUACCGCUCUUUCAGGUGUUUUUUCCCCUUCGUAUAUCAGUUCCUAUUUUGGGCCAUAUAUACUGUAUUGACAAAAUAAUUAAUGACUGAAUAGUCACAAGAUCGUAGAGUAAACACGUCAUACCUGUUUUAGUAUUUCAUGACAUUAUUUUAAAUAAAUCAGUUUAACACAACAAAAUAAAAGCCACAGAACUCUCAGGCUUUCACCUUUUCGACCUGAAGAAGAGAUGAAUUUGUGCAAGGGUCUGUAAAAAGCAUUUCUGCAACUGAUCAGAAAGGCGUUUAAAAGAAGGACAAUAAAAUAUACUAAGAACGCUUUUCAGCCCAGCUUGGUCCAACGAAGAAGUGAAAAAGGAAAUCUGGGGACGACUUUCGAGCGAAAAAUCUCUCUAACAAAGAGAAACUAGAGUUAAACGAUAACAUUUAUUAGUAAAAUGGUUAAUUUUAUGUUCUUUUAAAAUAACACUAACUUUAACAGAUAAGUUUGUCUGUUUACUUUUUUCCUGGACAAUCUAAGGAAAGUUUGAGGAUUAUCACAUGUCCGGCGCUAUUCUGGUUUUAAGAAGCUUAUCUAGAAAAUACAAGACCUUCAAUACGUCUCUGUUUCUUUUCCGUGCAAUACGUGCUUUUGUAAGAUUCCCGCAAAACCACCGCGUGAAGAAGUCCCAAUUUGAGUUCCAUACGAAUCUACCAUUGACGUUUGUAAUUGGCUGAGAUGAUUAAUUUUCAUCAUAAAAAAUGUUUUUGCCGUGAAAAUCCGAUGAAAUAAACUACAAGGCCUUUAUGAGAUAGGUGCCCGAGCUAAGAGCGUUUAUCUAGACGAAAUAUAGAUGGGCGUUCCUAAUGUAAGACCUAGCUUAUUAUCAGGUAAACAUUAAUAAAAACAAUACUAGGCUUAUAAUGAACCUGGCGUUCAUUCAUAGGAUAUUUGAUUCUUAUUACUGGAAACUUUCCAGGGUCUCCACAGUGCUGCAUUCAGAUGCAACUGAAAGAACAAGUCACCUGCAUUCCGUCUAAGACUGCAAGCUACCUAAAGCGUGCGGUUGGAAAUGUGGUUAGCUGUAAAUUGCCUGAAAGCCACAUUAAUCAUACAUGCAAGUCCUGUUCAGAAAAAUAAGGCGAGAAAAUUAAAAUAAUAUGAUAUUUCUGACCAGAACUACUGUUCUAAAAAAUUCGUCAUUCUCAAUAACAUAAUUUGUUUCCUUUCAUUGACGUUUAACAUUUUAAAAUUUUAACUAAGUUGACGGAAAUCGAGUAAUGUAUCAUGGUUUGUGUGCGAUACGGAAAAAUAAUACAUCCACUCUGAAAUAUAUGGUUUAGUGUCUCACUUUUUAUAUGAAUUUAUUUGUUUGUGUAAGAAACUUGCGCAUGAUGUGAAUGUUCCCAUAAACAACAAUAGAGGUGACAGGUGAAGAGAGCUUGUCUUCUGCUACCCUGGUGUUCAAAAUUACCGCACUGAAUUAUUCAUAAGACUCCGCACUCGCGCAUGCUAAUUCACGAGCAAGCAGAGCGAAUGGCGAUGAAUCGCAUAGCUUCCGACGGCUGGAAUAAGAGAAGCACAGCUGAAAUUCUCAUCGCUUAAUUCAUGGGGAGAUAAAUACCAUACAGUCUACCGAUCCAUACUUUUCAGUACAGGAUCCGGGACUCUUGAAGUGUGGUAUUAAACUCUGUCAAUCUGCAAGCAGUUAUCUUGCAUAAAAGUGACCUAUGAAGUCCUGGAGACCACAUGCUGAGCUGCUUUCUGAAGAUGACAAAACAUUUCCACAACUCACCAGAAUUCAUGUGGCCUCUUCUGUAGGAAUGGAAAUGACAGUAAAUGAUGGUGGAUUUCUCAAUGCCGUCAGGGAUGGAAGCUGUACUCAUGUGCUGAAUCUGUUGCAUGGAGGAGGGGUGGAUUUGGAGCAGAGAGAUGAGAAUGGCCAAACUGCGUUGAUUAUUGCUGCUGAAAAAGGGAAUGUUGAAAUUGUCCAUGAAUUGUUAAAGAGGAAUGUUCAAGUCAAUAUACAAGAUGAGGAUGGCUGGACAGCCCUUAUUGCAGCUUGCAAAGAGGGGCAUUACGAGGUUGUUAAAGAGCUCAUGGAGAAUGGAGCAAAAGUUCAGUUACCAGAUUUAGGAGGUUGGUCUCCUUUGGUAUGGGCUUCAUACAAGGGACAUGCAGACAUUGUAAGGGAGCUGUUGGACUAUGGUGCAGAUCCUAACGAAAGAGGACAACAUGGUAUGACAGCCCUUAUAUGGGCAUCAGGACGGGGACACACUGAGGUUGUUGAUCAUUUACUGGAAGCUGGAGCCAAUCCCGACGCUGCUGACAAGUAUGGGACCACCGCUCUUGUAUGGAGCUGCAGAAAAGGACACUUAGGAACUUGUCGAAGUCUUGUAGCAAAAAACGCUAACGUCGAUACCGCCAGUAGUAGAGGUUGGACCCCGUUAAUAAUGGCAGCAAAAGGUGGUUACACAGAGGUAGUGGAUUGUCUCCUGGAAAAGGAACCACACAUAAACGAUACGGAUCAGGAAGGAAAUUCCGCGUUGAGUUGGUCAGCCAAGCAUGGGCAUGAAGAGAUCGUCCAACGACUUUUGGCAAGAGGGGCGUACUUUAAUUUACCAGAUAAAGAAGGCGAAACUGUUUUAAUCUCUGCUGCAAGAGACGGCCAUUUAGAGGUUGUGCGGACAUUGUUAAGCAAAUAUGCAGAUGUGGAGGCUGCAGACACCGAGAGCAAGACAGCUUUGUUUCAUGCAGUUGAGAAAGGCCACGUCUUAAUUGUGAAGGAGCUUCUAGAUGCAGGAGCGAACACAGAAACUCAGAACAAGGACGGUGAAACGCCACUAAUCAGAGCCACACAAAAGAAGCACACUGCAAUCGUAUCUCUUUUGCUUGAAAAAGGAGCCAGCGUCUCCGUAGCAGAUAAGCGAGGAGAUACCCCAGUUCAUAUUGCCGUCAGAGGAAGAUACCGACGCAUUUGCGAACUCCUGUUAAGGAACCCAAAGGACGCUCGGCUUUUAUAUCGUCCCAAUAAAUCCGGAGAAACACCGUAUAAUAUCGACAGACAGCACAAACAUAGUCUGCUGACGCAAAUCUUUGGCACUGGUCUUUUUACUCCGGGUAAGAAAUACAGUGAGGAAGUGAUGGGUUAUGAGGUCUACACCAGUGCUUUAGCGGACGUGUUGUGCGAGCCUUCGCUCACCAUGCCGCUGACUGUUGGAAUGUAUGCGCGGUGGGGGAGCGGCAAAUCUUUUGUUUUACGGAGGUUGCAAGAUGAGAUGCGUGAGUUUGCUCAUCAAGAUCUUCGUCCAAUGUUUCACUUUUCUCGCUUCAUAUUUGUAAUUCUUCUGGUGUUCUGCGUAGUGAUUGGUGUUCUACUCGCGGCAACUACGAGUCUUGCCGCUGGCGUCGCCGUAGGAGUCGGUAUUUUCGUGACAUGUUAUCUUCUGUUUUUGUGCGCGUAUGUGGCAGAUAGACGCUACAACCGCGGAGAACCGUCUUGCGGCAUAGGCGGUUACGUAACCAAGGCGGUGGGUACCGUAAAAUUGUUGAGCCAACUGGUAUUUUGUAUUCCUCCGUGUCCGAGUGCCACGAAACCGAACAUGCCAGUUCGCUUCCUCUUCACAGACUUUAGUAAAUUGACUUGCAGUGGAAGCGAAGCGGCUUCAUUGGUCGGAAUGAUUGAAACGUUAUGUGACGUUGUCGAGAAAGAGUUCGGAUUUUUCGUGACGAGGUUAUAUAGAGUGUUUCGGUCCCAACCUUCCGAUUAUGAUGAAUCGACAUUGACAGAGGCGCGCUGGAAACGCUGCUGUUGUUGUAUACCAACGUUCACGAUAUUUCUUGCGAUUCUAGCGCUUGGUAUGAUCGGCCUUGUGUUUUUCAGAGUGUACGGGACGAAGGGCAGUUCUGUUAUAACAGGCAUAGAAAUCGCAUCUGCUUCGAUUGUGGGCGUGGCGGUUUUGAUUCACCUGCCCACCCUGUGCUCAAUCUUAUACUCCUUGGUUUUCUCGCAGAAGAAGCGAAUUUCUGUGGUAGCCACACAGCUGGGCUUGAAAGAGGAGGGAUUCAUCCACGCGCUGAAACAAGAGGUAGAGCUCUUAACAGAUUUGGUAAAUUGCGUAGAUGGAUUCACCAGGCAUCAGACAAGAGUUGUGAUAGUAAUUGACGGACUUGACAACUCGGAGCAGUCGAAAGUGUUACAACUUCUGGACUCUGUAAACCUGCUUUUCACUGAUCCUGAAGCGCCUUUCAUUAUAUUAAUGGCUUUGGAUCCUCGAGUCAUCAUCCGGGCAAUCGAUCAAAGCUUUAGCAGUAUUCUGCGCGAGUCUCAUAUCAGCGCGUCUGAUUAUUUAAAAAGCAUAGUACAGCUUCCAUUUUACCUUCCUGAACCCAAGUCUAAUUACACCGGAGUGUUGUCGACAGGGGUUGUCACCCUACUAGAUGAAUUGAGAGGUGAGCUUCAGACUGAUAAUCCAGGUGCAGCGGAGCGCUCCAGCAUGGCACGUUCCAGUGUGGCCGUGGACGAUCUAGAGUGGGACGGAGAGAUGUUGGAAUUCAACGAGGGUGACAACUGUCUCCCUCAGGGGCAUAGAGUAUCACGGGAUUUGCAUAACUGUAACGGAGGGGUGCCGAGUCGGAUCCAUCCCGAACUAGAGCUGCAUCACUCCAUGCUCUAUGAGCCAGAGUCUCAUGAGGAAGAGCGCUGUUUGGAUCAUCAGAAGCUUUUGGACCACGAGUUGGAGCUCGAGGAGCGUCGCCGUAUCUCAACUGACCUUGCGCAAGUGCUUGCUGACAACGAGACUGUAAAUCCUCUCGGCGUGAAACGCCUCAUGAAUAUCGUCUCUUUAACGUGUCGUCUGCUUCGUGCGCGCGGUAUUGAUUACUCAUGGAAGCGUCUUGCAGCCUGGGUCAGUGUAGUUGAUGGAUGGCCGUAUCGGACAUCCUGGCUUGUUCUUCUAAUCGAGGACAGCAACACCCGUUUGCAGGAUAAUGUACCGUUGAAGGAUCUUUACGAGGCGACAUUGUCCGCCAUGCCAGUAAUCAAUGAAGUGGAUUGCGCAGUGGACGGAGACCCUGUGUAUUUUGAAACUUUCCUCGCCAGUCAUCAUCCGCUUCUGAGCACGUCUGAUGUGAGGCGUUUCCUGCCGUGCACUGUGCAUUUGGAUCCGUCGUUACGUAGGCAGAUGGUAGAGUGUUUGCAUUCAGGAACCAGCGUAGCGGGCAACAAAUCUGAUACUGGUAGCGUUGGCAAGGGAAAUCCACAUUUGCAGGUCGGCUCCAUAGGAAGAUCUGACAAGCAGACAAGCUUAGCUACUUUAACUAUCGAAGAUGUUUGCAAACAGCUCGCUGAAAUGGAGGGUUUGGAUCAAAAGCAGAUAUCAACUUAUCAGACCGUCGUAACAAAAAAUAACAUCAACGGUAAAGUUCUGGCGUCGUGCGACUUAUCUGAACUUAGCCACAUCAUGGCGAUGACGUUCGGUGAUUGGCAGCUGUUCCGCGCAUGGAUUCUAACAGCUAGAAAUCCAAAUCAAGAAUGUACAACGUGUCACUUGAGUAACAAAUGCGUAAGUCCAGGAGAGAUGAAUUGCCAGCUGCUCAAGACAUCCUCCUCAGGGGCAUGGGAUCACGCCAAUCCGCUGACUGCCCCUGGGAGGAGCAGCGCAGAUUCAACGGAACAAGCUUCACUAGAGUUUCAUUCAUCGAAAGCCCCGGACAUAGUACUACAGCCUCCGUCGGCGCCGGACAGCGAGGAGGAAGACAAUAACGGGGAAACGGUUAACACGGCCGAAACAGAACUUGAAAAAGAUGAAAACGUAACGAGAAUAAAUGAGUUAUCCGAUGGCGAGGAAGAUGAAGGAGCAGGAAGCUCCAGUGCUGGCUUGAAUCAGGUCAAAAUUAAGGAAGACAGUGUUCUUAUUUCGCUAGAGGACGAUAUUAACCUCCCACCCCAGCCUCAUCUUCAAGCAGCGUUUAAGAACGAUGAUGAUAAUGACGACGAGCUCCCUGCUCCUCCCCUUAGCGGUACUGAUUUGAUUACGUUUAGUGAAUCUGAAGACCAACGCGAACGUUCAGACGUUGAGAACGAUAUUUUUCUAGUUCAGCCGGGUGCUUCGAAUGCACAAGGAAAAGCAAUUAAUACCCCACCAGUCAUGGAAUGCACGUGUGAGAAUCUAAAGCUCAUGGAGCCUGUCCAGGAGCGCAAAUUGUCCAAGAAUUCUCUGUUCUUUGACACGGAAGAUAGCGUAGAGGUUGGUCGUCCUGCACCCGUUGUUAUUACACUGAACAGAAACGGACCGGUUAAGGCUGCUGUGGCCGUCAAACGAAGCAAUAGCUCAUCAGGGAGUAGCACAGGUAGUUCCAGUUCAGGUCGAUUACCAAUUUCACAAUCAGUUUCUACUGAUGUCCACCACGAGAAAUCUGCCCCCAGUUUUUCUCCCUCAAUACGACAAAAUUCUCUCCCGGAGCCUAGUCACGUAAUACGACCCCACUCUGCCUCGGAUGUUGUCACUAUCGAACAUCGGCCCAAAUUUUUAAGAAAGAGCCCGCCGGUUGAUUCGGACAGCGAACCUGAGUCGUUCGCGCAGGCGUCGGAUCCGUUGAUUCCCGAACCAACGAAAGAAGAUAAAGACUUACAGCGCUGUAGUCGUGAUUCAAACGACUUUCCACCACCUCCACCGUCCAUCGAAGACAGCUCAAAUUUCGACCAAGGGGACUGCCCUUGGGUGCCACUUAUGAAUCGAUUUCAGGUCGAGGCUGGUGGUUCGUCUGUGUCAGAAAGCGAGCAACCGCUGUUACCGGAUCGUCGUCCCAGGCCUAAAUCGUCAACGGGUGUGAUUGAAAAUAAAGCGCCCAAAUUUCGCACGUAUACUCCGAAACCAAAACCAACUUACGUGGAGACGAAAAGUAACCAACAUCAAAACCUGAAAAGCGAGACUUGUGUGUGAUAUGUGGAGUUUUACGGAAUCUUUCGGACGACAGCUUUGAUUUGACUUAAAUUCAGGAAAUUUACAGAAGGGUGCAAAUGACAGGAGAGCAGUUUGAACAAUAUCAUGGUUGUUAUGGUUUACAGGAAGAACCGACCGUGAUCUGAAAGCGUUGUAUAUAUUCUAGCGUGUAGUGAGAUCAAGUCUAAAAUCCACAGACCUGAAGCUAAAAUUCAUUUU